Messenger RNA from Melitaea cinxia (Glanville fritillary), 762 nucleotides. Its product is annotated as tetra-peptide repeat homeobox protein 1-like. The record is from RefSeq and is a predicted model, not a curated record. The transcript is spliced from 2 exons. Bases 1 to 762 code for a protein of 253 amino acids. Lineage: Eukaryota; Metazoa; Arthropoda; Insecta; Lepidoptera; Nymphalidae.
AUGGUUUUUGGUCUGGCGUUCAACGUGUUAAAAGAUAACGAGGAAAAACGCAAAGCAUUGGCAUGGCCCGAUCUUGCCAACCAAGUCAGGCCCGGUCCCGGCAACCAACCCUGGUCAAGUCCCGGCACCCAAGCCUGGCCCAUCGUUAUCCUUCCAGACUUCUACCAAGACUGGGCCAAGCCCGGCUCAGUCCCGGCAACCAAACCUGGCCCAGUCCCGGUAACCAAACCUGGCCCAGUACCGGCACCCAAGCCUGGCCCAUCGUUAUCAUUCCAGACUUUACCAAGACUGGACCAAGCCUGGCUUACACGUCUGGCCCAGUCUCGACAACCAAGCCUGGCCCAGUCCCGGCAACCUAGCCUGGCCCAGUCUCGGCGACCAAGCCUGGCCCAGGCCUGGCCCAUCGUUAUCAUCCCAGAGUUCUACCAAUACUGGGACAAGCCUGGUUUGCAGGCUUGGCCCAGUCCUGGCGAUCAAGCCUGGCCCAGUCCCGGCGACCAAGCCUGGCCCAGGCCUGGCCCAUCGUUAUCAUCCCAGACUUCUACCAAUACUGGGACAAGCCUGGCUUGCAGGCUUGGCCCAGUCCUGGCGAUCAAGCCUGGCCCAGUCCUGGCGAUCAAGCCUGGCCCAGUCCCGGUGGCCAUGCCUGGCCCAGUCCCGGCGACCAAGCCUGGCCCAGGCUUGGCCCAUCGUUAUCAUCCCAGACUUCUACCAAUACUGGGACAAGCCCGGCUUGCAGGCUUGGCCCAGAGUUUUACAUAG